UGCGAAAAUGAAGGUAGUGGAGGAAAUGGGAAGUAAUAAUGCUUCAAGUCACGUGAAAGGAGAUCAUACCUUGCAUAUUCACAAGGUGGGAGCUCCUCCAAAGCAAAAGCUUGUGAAGGGGAUUAAAGAUGCAGCGAGGGAGACUUUCUUCUCAGACCAUCCUUUAUGCCAUCUUAACGACAAGCCAAUAUCAAGGAAGCUUGUUCUUGGACUUAAAGCAGUUUUUCCAAUCCUUGAAUGGGGAAGAGAUUACAGUUUUCAUAAAUUCAGAGGUGAUCUUGUCUCCGGACUUACCAUUGCUUCACUCUGUAUUCCUCAGGAUAUUGCAUAUGCAAAGCUUGCAAAUUUGGAUCCUCAGUAUGCGCUAUACUCAAGCUUUGUAGCUCCUCUGGUGUAUGCUUUCAUGGGAAGCUCAAGAGAUAUUGCCAUAGGACCAGUUGCCGUGGUGUCCCUCUUGCUUGGAAGCAUGCUCACUGAUGAGAUUAGUGACUAUAAGAGUCAUGAUUAUCUCCGGCUCGCUUUCACAGCCACCUUCUUUGCCGGAAUCACUCAAAUGGCUGUAGGGAUUCUCAGACUAGGUUUCUUGAUUGAUUUCCUAUCUCAUGCUGCCAUAGUGGGAUUCAUGGCUGGAGCUGCCAUUACUAUUUGCCUGCAACAGCUUAAAGGGUUACUGGGCAUAGUCAAUUUUACCAAGAAGACCGAUAUUGUUUCUGUCCUGGGCUCAGUCUUUAGUAGAGCAGACCAUGGGUGGAACUGGCGGACUAUAGUCAUAGGAGUAGCAUUCUUGACCUUCCUUCUAGCAAGCAAGCACAUGGCUAAAAAGAACAAGAAAUUCUUCUGGCUUUCCGCAACUGCUCCCUUGAUCUCCGUUGUAUUGUGCACAUUUUUCGUCUAUGUUACUCGCGCUGACAAAAAGGGCGUCCCGGUUGCCAGGCAGGUACAAAAAGGCGUAAACCCAAUAUCAGCUAAUGAAAUAUUCUUCAGCGGGAAGUAUCUUGGCCCUGGAAUUCGUAUAGGUGUGGUGACUGGUAUGAUAGCACUCACGGAAGCUAUAGCAAUUGGAAGAACUUUUGCUGCGGUGAAAGACUAUUCACUUGAUGGAAACAGAGAAAUGGUGGCAAUAGGAACAAUCAACGUUAUUGGAUCACUCACUUCUUGUUAUGUAGCUACAGGAUCCUUUUCUCGCUCGGCAGUGAACUUCAUGGCUGGUUGCCAUACUGCUGCGUCAAACAUAGUUAUGUCCAUAGUUGUAUUGCUGGCUCUGGAACUCAUUACACCAUUGUUCAAGUACAUCCCGACUGCUGUGCUGUCUUCCAUUAUCAUUGCUGCUGUAAUUGGCCUUGUGGACAUAGAAGCUGCUGUUCUGCUCUGGAAGAUUGACAAAUUUGACUUUAUAGCUUGCAUGGGAGCCUUCCUUGGUGUCAUUUUCAAGAAUGUUGUGAUUGGCCUUCUUAUUGCAGUGGUUAUAUCUUUCGCAAAAAUUCUUCUACAAGUAACAAGGCCAAGAACAGCAGUACUUGGGAGGGUUCCAGAAACUUCAGUUUAUAGGAACAUUCAACAAUACCCAAAAGCAACUCUGGUUCCUGGCAUGCUGAUUAUCAGAGUUGAUUCUGCAAUCUACUUCUCAAACUCCAACUACGUCAAGGAGAGAAUUCUGAGAUGUCUCAUUGAUGAAGAUGUAAAGAAGAAAGAAAACAACCUUCCCAGAACAGAAUAUCUCAUUGUUGAGAUGUCCCCUGUGACUGACAUUGACACUAGUGGCAUUCGCGCCUUGCAAGAGUUGUACAAGAGCCUUCAGAAAAGAGAGGUCAAGCUUGCUUUGGCAAACCCUGGGACGGUAGUAAUGGAGAAGUUUUGUGCAUCAAAAUUCACAGACUUAAUUGGGGAAGAUAAGAUUUUUCUAACAGUAGCUGAUGCUGUUGCAACCUUUGGUCCAAACAUUGAAUUACCCUGAUUCUUAGGUCAAGCUACCGUUAGUUUCUGGAUAUGUCAACUUCCAUUAAAGAAAUUAUAGAACAAGAAUUAUAUUUCAAUUGUAGCAUUGGAGAUACAUAACGCAGUAGUAAAUAAAGCUACAAUGUAUAAUGAUG
Molecule: messenger RNA, 2090 nt
Organism: Neltuma alba
Lineage: Eukaryota; Viridiplantae; Streptophyta; Magnoliopsida; Fabales; Fabaceae
Product: high affinity sulfate transporter 2-like
Exons: 13
Coding region: 8-1954 (648 amino acids)
Biological process (GO): transmembrane transport
Cellular component (GO): membrane
Source: RefSeq, a predicted model, not a curated record